UGACUCUGAUAUUGCGUCUGGGGAAUUAACUGUAUCUGAACCAGGCUGGAGUGAUGACUCGGACUCAGACUCACCAAUGCCAUUGGACCCAAUUUCUUCAAGUGGUCCCAUAUGCUCAAGCCCCAUUAAUGAAUCAGAUCCUUAUGAACAUGCAGCACAUUGAAGGAGGAAGGGAUACAAAAAGCGGGCACACACUUUGGCAGGACAAAGGGAGGAUAAUGAAAAAUGGCUGAGGAAAAACAAGCAGGAGAUUUUAGAUGGAAUUCUGGUGACGUUGAACCAGCAGGGUUUGAACAUUUGGGAUUUUAUGGAACAUAUCUUCCAUCUGAAGAGCAGGAAAGGUAGUGUGCAGUGGCAACAAUUCUUCUCCACCCAGGCGAAUGUGACACAGCUCCUUGACUGGUGGACUUCCUCUAACAACAGCCAUACUGCGCGGAAGUACAUCAAUCAGUGGAUUCAAGGGCAUGUGGCUGUGAGGUCUUUACGCUGCCACUGCUUUUCCGAGCGGACUCCGGUCGGACUCCGUCAGACUGAGGGUAUGCAGAACAGAUAUUUUUCUGCUUUGCAACUGCAGUAUUUUUCCGAGGAUUUUCCGAUGCUUUUCCGGCCAUUUUUGGUCAGACCUUUCAGUCCAACAGACUUUUCCAGUGGACUACCAAUGGACUGA
This is a messenger RNA of Laccaria bicolor S238N-H82, 667 nucleotides long. RefSeq lists its product as uncharacterized. The record is from RefSeq and is a predicted model, not a curated record. The coding region runs from base 308 to 667 and encodes 119 amino acids. NCBI's taxonomy places the organism in Eukaryota, Fungi, Basidiomycota, Agaricomycetes, Agaricales, Hydnangiaceae. The transcript has a single exon.